CUCACGCUGGGAGCUCAGCCUGCAGAAUCCCACCGGCCCGAGCAAUGUGGAGCCGAUGAGCCCUCAGAGAUCCUGCAACGCCUCAAGAGAGAGCCAGCAAAGAAACUGGAGCAUCCCUGAGGAAGCGUCUGUGCUGCUCGCCUCCUCCUGCCAAGCGGCGACAGGCAAAGCCAGGGAGAGGAAACGUUCCCUCCCCAGCACAGAAGAGGCGAGAGAGAAGGAGGCUGUGAGCACUGCUGAAGAUGUCCGAUAGUCUGGAUAUUGAAGAGAAACCUCCAGCCCCUCCGUUGAGAAUGAACAGCAACAAUCGUGAUUCUUCAGCAUUGAACCACAGCUCCAAACCGCUCCCUAUGGCCCCGGAAGAGAAGAACAAGAAGGCCAGGCUGCGCUCCAUCUUCCCAGGAGGAGGAGAUAAAACCAAUAAGAAGAAAGAGAAAGAGCGUCCUGAGAUCUCUCUUCCUUCAGAUUUUGAACAUACGAUUCAUGUGGGGUUUGAUGCAGUCACCGGGGAAUUCACUCCAGAUCUCUAUGGCUCACAGAUGUGCACAGGGAAGCUCCCAGAGGGAAUUCCAGAGCAGUGGGCCAGGCUGUUACAGACCUCCAAUAUAACGAAACUAGAGCAAAAGAAGAAUCCACAAGCUGUUUUAGAUGUUCUCAAAUUCUACGAUUCCAAAGAGACAGUUAACAACCAGAAAUACAUGAGCUUUACUUCAGGAGAUAAGAGCGCCCAUGGAUACAUAGCAGCCCAUCCUUCGAGCACAAAAACUGCAUCAGAACCCCCUUUAGCUCCCCCAGUUUCAGAAGAAGAGGAUGAAGAUGAUGAAGAAGAAGAAGACGACAAUGAACCUCCACCUAUUAUUGCACCACGACCUGAGCAUACAAAAUCAAUCUACACCCGGUCUGUAAUUGAACCUAUUGCUGCACCAGCACUAGUUAAAGAGGCUACGACCCCUCAGCCUGAGAACUCAAACACCAACACUUUGUACAGAAACACAGACCGGCAACGAAAAAAAUCCAAGAUGACGGAUGAAGAGAUCCUAGAGAAAUUGAGAAGCAUUGUGAGUGUUGGUGACCCUAAGAAGAAAUAUACACGAUUUGAAAAAAUUGGUCAAGGGGCAUCGGGCACUGUUUAUACAGCAAUAGACAUUGCCACAGGACAAGAGGUGGCCAUAAAGCAAAUGAAUCUCCAGCAGCAGCCUAAAAAGGAACUAAUUAUUAAUGAAAUCCUGGUCAUGAGGGAAAAUAAGAACUCUAACAUUGUUAACUAUUUAGACAGCUACCUGGUAGGCGAUGAACUUUGGGUAGUUAUGGAGUACUUGGCAGGAGGCUCUUUAACGGACGUUGUUACAGAGACCUGUAUGGAUGAAGGACAGAUAGCAGCUGUCUGUAGGGAGUGCCUGCAAGCGCUGGAUUUCUUGCAUUCAAACCAAGUGAUCCAUAGAGACAUCAAGAGUGACAACAUUCUUCUCGGGAUGGAUGGAUCUGUCAAAUUGACUGAUUUUGGGUUUUGUGCUCAGAUCACACCUGAGCAGAGCAAACGGAGCACAAUGGUGGGGACUCCCUACUGGAUGGCACCGGAAGUAGUGACAAGGAAAGCAUAUGGCCCCAAAGUUGACAUCUGGUCAUUAGGGAUCAUGGCAAUAGAAAUGGUGGAAGGAGAACCCCCGUACCUUAAUGAAAAUCCUCUCAGGGCUUUGUAUCUGAUAGCUACUAACGGAACCCCAGAACUUCAAAAUCCUGAGAGACUCUCUGCUGUGUUCCGAGACUUUCUGAACCGCUGUCUGGAAAUGGACGUAGACAGACGAGGGUCUGCCAAGGAGCUUUUGCAGCAUCCAUUUUUGAAGUUAGCCAAGCCUCUCUCCAGCCUGACUCCUCUCAUCAUUGCAGCAAAGGAAGCAAUUAAGAACAGCAGCUGCUAGCAUGGUGGACUGGCUUUACCCCAGGCCAGAUCCCUCCAGAGCAGGACUGAAUGAAACUCUGUAAAACCUCAAUUCUUGUGCUGCAGGACAGGCAGACAUAAGGACAAACAAACAGUCACAGUCAUGAUGGAGGCCAGCUGUUUUCCAGCUCCUUGAGGACUAGAAACCUAUCAUGUGUCUUCUUCCUGCUCCCUGAUUUCUUAAUUUAUUUCUCAGAUGAAACAGGGCCCAAAACCGAGCUGCCAGGCCAGAAAUCGCCUUGUUGUCUCAGCCAUCUCCACGAUCAAACAAACUCAGUAGCGAGACGUCCAGUGACCACCCUAUGCAUUUCACUGUUAAACGAUUGGUUGGUUCUUAAAGAUUCACAAUCACUUUUCUGAGUGUUUUGGUUUGGUUUGGAAUGGAAGAAAGGUCCUCCUGCAUUGAGAAACCUCCUCCAGGCUGAGUUGUCUUUUGAAUACAAUCCAUUCGCUAGUAUUUGCCCAUUCAUGGUACUGUUAGAUGGUAAGGAUGAAAGUGAAAGUGCUUUUCCAACUAAAAAUAAAUCACCCGCCGAGCAGGAAGAGCAUCCUGAUGAGAUAUACGCUUUUGACCGUGAACAUACAGAGUUUGGAUCCUUGGCAGCAUGAUUUGUGCAAUUAACAAUGGUACUUUUGCCUUGGUGAAGUUCUUGUAAACUGAAAAGCAGAAAGGUCAGCAAGUUUGCUCAGAAAGGGCUUGUCUGCUACAAAGCUGUAAUAUAAAUGGCGGCCCAGUCUUGCUAGGUGCUGAAUCUCUCCUGCAAAGUGCUCAGCACACAACUUCCCCAUAAAGAACAGGAGUACUCGUGGCACCUUAGAGACUA
Messenger RNA from Gopherus flavomarginatus (Mexican gopher tortoise), 2763 nucleotides. It is a transcript of the gene PAK3, whose product is annotated as p21 (RAC1) activated kinase 3. NCBI's taxonomy places the organism in Eukaryota, Metazoa, Chordata, Testudines, Testudinidae. Gene Ontology annotation, molecular function: protein serine/threonine kinase activity; ATP binding. The coding region runs from base 243 to 1919 and encodes 558 amino acids. Gene Ontology annotation, cellular component: cytoplasm. Gene Ontology annotation, biological process: intracellular signal transduction; regulation of actin cytoskeleton organization; regulation of MAPK cascade. The record is from RefSeq and is a predicted model, not a curated record. The transcript is spliced from 17 exons.